Pseudozyma flocculosa PF-1 is the source of this 2142-nucleotide messenger RNA. RefSeq lists its product as uncharacterized. Gene Ontology annotation, cellular component: histone acetyltransferase complex. Gene Ontology annotation, molecular function: protein binding; histone H3 acetyltransferase activity. The coding region runs from base 1 to 2142 and encodes 713 amino acids. The transcript is spliced from 4 exons. Lineage: Eukaryota; Fungi; Basidiomycota; Ustilaginomycetes; Ustilaginales; Ustilaginaceae. Gene Ontology annotation, biological process: positive regulation of transcription by RNA polymerase II; chromatin remodeling. The record is from RefSeq and is a predicted model, not a curated record.
AUGGCAUCCCUGCUGUACCCCUCGGGCGCAAAAGUACACACUCAGCUCACCCCUUUCCAACAGACGCUCAAGCUCGCACGGCACACGCCUUCGUCGCAAAAACCCACAUGCUCCGGCUACCGCCCCUCGUCCGACGCGGUUCUGGCAGUGGACCCCGUGUCCGAGGUGGAUGCGACGCCAGAUGAUUCGCGCGACGACCAGCUCCGAGCCGCCUGGUCGUCUCAACCGUGCGCUGCUUGCGCCCUCAGCGUCACCGGCCAUGCCGCUGCAGACAGCCUCGACCCGACGGAGCGUAUCAGAAGGCUCAAGGUCGCAGUCAGGAUCGACGAGCUGCUCGAAGACGAGGGCAAGCUGCUCGACUUCGCCUACGCCGACGACGGCGUCCUCUCGCUGCGCAAGCAGAUGCAGCUGCCGCACUCGAUCAGCCAGGGCAUCAGAGACCUUAGCCCAACAUCCCAACUCAGCCCCUUACCCGAUGCCACGCCCAGCCCGCACCUUGCCAGCAGCGCGAUACCCUCCGGCAAUGAAAGGUCUGGCGGCCCGUCCUCGUCGACGCCGCUGCUCAAGUCUCUCAACCGCAAGCGCAAGGCCCGAUCUCAGUCGCGUUCGGUCUCGCCGUACAGGGACCGCGACGCCUCUGUUGCAACGUCAAGCCGCCUCUCCAGCCCAGAGAUGGCCCAGCCCUCGAACUCUGGCUCUCGGCAGGCUUCCACCAUGCCAGAGAGGGCCAGCGGCGAUUCGGAGCAUCUUGCCAAGCGCCGACGGAUGUUUAACGCCGGAGAUGCCGAGGAUGGAGGAGAGAGCGACGGGGAGGGCAAGGCCGGCGUAUCGGAACCGGCGGCUGAGGCCGAGGGCCUGGCCGCAGACGCAGACGCAGACAAGAAGAAAGCGACUGACGACUCAACCGAGGUCAAGCAGGAGAAUCUCGAGACGGACGAGGUGGAGCCGAAGAGCGCAGCAUCGGCCGUCGAAGAAGGAGUGGCGCCCAAAAAGGAGCGGCCCGCCGUGAUCGAGGAGCGGACAGGUCUGAUUCAAUUCCGAGUGGUCACCAACGACGGCAACCCCGAAUCGAUGAUUCUGCUCAUGGGCCUCAAAAACAUCUUCCAGCGGCAGCUGCCCAAGAUGCCGAGAGAGUACAUCACCCGCCUCGUGUUUGACCGCAACCACCAGAGCCUGGCCAUCGUCAAACGCGGUCUGCAGGUGGUCGGCGGCAUCACCUACCGGCCCUUCAAGCAGCGCAAGUUUGCAGAGAUUGUGUUCUGCGCCAUCACCAGCACGGAGCAGGUCAAGGGUUACGGCUCGCAUCUGAUGAACCACCUCAAGGAUCAUGUCAAGGCGAGCUCGCCGGUGAUGCACUUCCUCACGUACGCCGACAACUACGCCAUCGGCUACUUUAAGAAGCAGGGCUUUACCAAGGAGAUCAACCUCGACCGCGAGAUCUGGGUGGGCUACAUCAAGGACUACGAGGGCGGCACGCUGAUGCAGUGCACCAUGGUGCCGCGUGUUGCGUACCUCGAGUUGCAAGACAUGCUGGCCAAGCAAAAGGAACUGAUCCUGGCCAAGAUCCGCACCAUCAGCCGCAGCCACAUCGUCCAUCCGGGUCUCGAGGUGUUCAAGGACCGCGACCGGCUGAUCCGGGCCAAGGGCCUGAUCGAGAAGCCGGACGGCACGGUGGGCGUGCCGACCAAGAGGGAGGGCGAGGAGGAGGGACCCGACGAUCCGACGGCGACGUUCUUGGUUGACCCGAAAGACGUGCCAGGCCUCCGCGAGAGCGGCUGGACGCCCGAGAUGGACGAGCUGAGCCGCAGGCCGAAACGCGGACCCCACUUUGCCGUCAUGCGCCACAUCCUGGUCGAACUCAACGGUCACGGCAGCGCAUGGCCGUUUGUCAACCCGGUCAACACGGAGGAGGUGACCGACUACCUCGAUGUGAUCAAGAACCCAAUGGACCUGUCGACGAUGGAAGCCAAGCUGGAAAACAACCAGUAUGCCAACGUCGACGAGCUGGUCAAGGAUGCGCAGCUCAUCUUUGACAAUUGCCGCAAGUACAACCCGGCCUCGUCGCCGUACGCCAAGAGCGCGACCAAGCUCGAAAAGUUCCUGCACGACACCGUGCUGCCCAAGGUGCAGAGCUCCCUGUGA